CGAGCCGAGCAGCGCGGCGCUCGCUAUUUCUCGACGUGCACAGCCCCAUUCCGGAACCCGCAGCGUCAUUCCCAGCAGCAGUAUCCGUAGUAGCAUGACCAAGCACCUGCUCAUCCUGUCGACGGGCCAGCACGUGGGCAAGACGACGCUCAGUCUGGGGCUCGUCAAGACGCUGCAGGCCAAGUUCCAGGGCUCUGGCAAGCAGGUGGCCUACUGCAAGCCCGUGGGCCAGCAACACGUCGCCGUGGGAGGCGGGCUGCGUGUGGACAAGGACGCGUUCCUGUUCAAGGAGCACUUUGGCCUGGUGCAGGACUACAAGGACAUGUCGCCCGUCAUCUUCCCUGACGGCUUCACGCGCGACUUCGUCGACGGGAAGGUCACGUCGCAGCAGCUCAUGGACUCCAUCAAGGCCGCGCACCAGCGCCUGUACGACCAGAGCGACUUCCUCAUCUGUGAGGGCACUGGACACACGGGCGUGGGCUCCAUCUGCGAGCUCAACAACGCUCAAGUUGCAGCGGAGCUCAAGCUGGACGCUGUUUGUGUCGCGCUGGGCGGGCUCGGCUCGUCGUUCGAUCAGCUGGCGAUGAACCGAGAGAUGCUCAAGCAGAACAACGUCCGGCUACGGGGUGUGAUCCUCAACAAGGUCAACCCGACGAAGAUGGACAUGAUCAAGGACUACUACGCGCGAGCACUUAAGCGUUGGGACGUUCCACUCGUUGGUUGCAUCCCGGAUCUGAAAGACCUGUCUUGCCCGACCAUGGCGGAUUACGCUAAGUUGCUCAAGUCGGAGCUAGUGUCCGGCAAAGAUGCCAGUCUGCGCUAUUUCAGCAGCACCAGGCUAGCACUGGCCCCAGUGGACGAUAACAACCGCUUCAAGGCUAUUCCGAACCAACUCGUCAUCACGCAUAGCGGCCGCAAGGAUGUGAUCGACGCGAUCAUCGGCAACCAGGAGGCGUCCACCUCUCACGGCGAGAAUCUGAGGUCCGGCCUCAUUCUCACUGGUUGGAACCCGCCAAGCGCUGAGCUCGCGCAGCGUCUCGACGCGGACAACAUCCCGUGCAUCUACGUCUCACCCGACAAGGCAGACAGCUACACGAUCACGGCGCGUAUCGCCCAGUUCACGGCCAAGAUCCGCCGUGAGGACGUGGAUCGGAUAGAUAUGGCAGCGGACCACGUCUCCAAGCACUGCGACUUCAGCUUUCUGGAAGGUUAG
This is a messenger RNA of Phytophthora sojae, 1213 nucleotides long. RefSeq lists its product as hypothetical. Bases 95 to 1213 code for a protein of 372 amino acids. NCBI's taxonomy places the organism in Eukaryota, Oomycota, Peronosporomycetes, Peronosporales, Peronosporaceae. The transcript has 6 exons. The record is from RefSeq and is a predicted model, not a curated record.